Molecule: messenger RNA, 1689 nt
Organism: Australozyma saopauloensis
Lineage: Eukaryota; Fungi; Ascomycota; Pichiomycetes; Serinales; Metschnikowiaceae
Exons: 1
Coding region: 1-1689 (562 amino acids)
Biological process (GO): conjugation with cellular fusion
Cellular component (GO): cytoplasm; mating projection tip
Molecular function (GO): protein-macromolecule adaptor activity; protein binding; phosphatidylinositol binding
Source: RefSeq, a predicted model, not a curated record
AUGGCAUCAAAGAUUUUCCCAAACGGCGUCCGCCAAUUGGAAAUCUCCAAACCGACCAAACUCGGGCAUAAGGAGCCCACUCUCCGCGGGCAUAUCAUCUUGGUAGCAAAAUUUGACUUCGUUGCAGAAUCUGGAGAAGAGCUUUCUGUCUCUAAAGGUGAUGUACUUAAGCUCUUAGACCGUCUGCCCAGUGGCUGGGUGUAUGUUUCUUCCAUUGAAAAGGUCGACACUGCAGGACUUGUGCCUUCUUUAUACGUGGAUAUCGCCGUGAACGACUCAAAUCAUCCCAUCACUACUCUGUGGUUACACGAGACGAAAAGGGAUGCUGCUAAAGCCGCACAAAACACAUUCAAUGAUGUGCAAGUGCAGAUGCUUUUGAAAACGAAUUUCCCGCUCACUAUCAACAAUAGUCCUUACCCAUUGACUGCCACUGUUGUUUGUUACCUCGCCUGCCAGGAUAGGUUCUGGUACAGAGUUGAUGUGACUUACAGCACAGGUGAGAUUGGGUACCUUUGUCGGUUUUACCUGGAUUUUUUUGAUUUGCACGCUAUUUUGCUCGAGUACGUAGCCGAGUACGAUGCGGCUCAAUUGUCAAAUGCGUCAAAUCUUGCAAGUUCCCUAUCUUCUCCAGAUUUGAACACCGAGCAGGCCCCUUUCAGAUUGCCACGUUUACCUGAGCCGAUCAUGAAUCAAAAUCAAAACCCAGAGCUUCAAUCAGAACUCUUCUCCAAGAGGUGUAAGGAAUUGAGUACUUAUUUAACAGUCUUGGCCUCUGAUAAACGUAUUCAAGUAUGUCCUGCCUUUGUCAAGUUUUUGGAAACGGACUUCAAUGGACAGCCCGGCUUCGUCUCUGAAGAAGUUUUGAAUGACUCAAUUGAGGCUAUAUCUCAGCAGAUUCUUCCUGGAUCAAAACUUGUGGCCACUCAAAUGAACACAGAGCCCGCCAAGGCUUCCGACUUGAAUAAGUUUGCUGAUAUCAGCUGCUACUCUGCGCUGCCCAAAGGUGUGCAAAGAACAAAAUCUCUCAACUAUCAGUCCGGUGGUGCUCUGAGCAGUCCUUUGGGUAGAUCCAAAUCUGUGCGCAAUGCAGAGCAAAAGCCUCCUCUCCCUGAUAUCAAUCUUUCAAGAAGUCGGACGAUCAGCGCCACGGAGGCUUUGCGGGCAGCUCAGGGAAUGGACAGCACGUUCACUCCCCCUCCCCUUCCACAAAUGCCACUUCCAAGUUCGAGUCCAAGAACUCCGCCAAGAAACGUUUUUGGGCCACAGCGGGUACCUUCUCGGUCGAAGCCUCAUUCUCAGCCUCAAGCUAAUUCAUAUUCCCACCCCAGCGCACCCUCGCAGAAUCCCCCUAGCGGAUCUCCCUUAAUUAAUAAUACCUCCAAACCCAUUUCUAAUUUUUCACCCAAGCUUGCAGCUCCAAAUGACGCUCCAACACCUAUACAACAAAGCAAUGUUUUGAUUCGCUGUGAAAUCAAGACACCUUCCAACGAUGUGAUUGCAGUCAAAUUCAAGCAGGCUGAGAUUACUAGCGUCUAUGCGUUCAAAGCGCUUCUCUCGCGGAAAAUAAGGUUUUCGAAUGUGUACAUUCGGUUCGAAGAUAAAGAAUCUUAUGAGGAGCUUGAAUCUCUGGACUUCGAAUUAUUUUCGCGGUUGAAAAAAUCGAGUGUCGCAUUUGUUCUUCUUACCUAG